Candoia aspera is the source of this 2843-nucleotide messenger RNA. RefSeq names its product zinc finger CCHC-type containing 7 (gene ZCCHC7). Gene Ontology annotation, cellular component: TRAMP complex. Gene Ontology annotation, molecular function: RNA binding; zinc ion binding. Lineage: Eukaryota; Metazoa; Chordata; Lepidosauria; Squamata; Candoiidae. Bases 1 to 1761 code for a protein of 586 amino acids. The transcript is spliced from 8 exons. Gene Ontology annotation, biological process: nuclear mRNA surveillance of mRNA 3'-end processing; nuclear polyadenylation-dependent rRNA catabolic process; nuclear polyadenylation-dependent CUT catabolic process. The record is from RefSeq and is a predicted model, not a curated record.
AUGAUGUUCAGUGGAUAUGGUGAUGCAGACGCACUUGAAGAUGAUCUCUAUUCCGAAGGGACUUCCAGUGAAACAAGUAUUGACAGUGAAGUAGAAUUCCAUCUGUACAGUCAAGUCCAUUAUGCACAAGACCUUGGGGGUGUCAGCGAACAAGACAAUGAGGAUGUCAAAGGACAAGAAGAAGUUGAAUCCCUGAAGAUACAGAAGUCAGUGAAUCAACAAGACCAGAGAAAUAACUUGAUUGUAAUUUCAGAUAGUGAUAUUAACAUUUCAGAUAGCCCAGAUGUCAUAACAUUGUCUGAUACUCCUGAUGAAGAUAGCAUUUAUGAAAGUAAGCUCCAGAAGCUAACAGCAUCAGUGUCUCCAACAUUAAGUAAAUUCAACAAGACUGCAUAUUGUGCUAAAAAAUCUAUUGAACACCCUUCCCAGAUUAUCCUGAAAUCUAAGGGACGUUUUACAGUAAAUUCAAGUAAAGAGGGAAAAGCUGAUCAAAAGGCAAUCUCCUUUAACCAGGAUGAUGUUCCCAUGAUCCAUAGGGUUUUAGUAACUGAGGACAGCUCCAGCAAUGAUGAUGCAAUUGAUGUGUCAAGUAUAGCCUCUGAAAGUGAUAAUGUGGAGAGCUGGAUGCUGCUGGGAGGUGUCAGAGAUGACAAAGAUGAUGAUAUCCUGUUAAACCUUGAAGGAUGUGGAACUUCUGUCAGUGAAGGAGAAGAUAGAACAGGAUGGAUCAUCAGUAAUAAAGACUUACAGGCACAGAUUGAUAAUUAUGUUUCAGUGCGACAUAACAACAGAUAUUACACGGCCGACAAAAAUGUCGCUUGCAGAAAUUGUGAUAAACGAGGUCAUUUAUCAAAAAAUUGUCCUGCCCCAAAGAAAAUUCCACCCUGUUGUCUUUGUGCACAGAGAGGUCAUCUACAAAACAGCUGUCCAGCACGAUUUUGUUUAAAUUGUUGUUUGCCAGGACACUGCUCUAGAGAGUGCCCUGAGAGAAUGUACUGGAAAAAGCAUUGUAACCGCUGUGAUAUGAGAGGUCAUUAUGCAGAUGCUUGCCCAGAAAUAUGGAGGCAGUAUCACCUAACAACUCGGCCAGGACCACUCAAGAAGGCUAACCCUUAUUCUGUGCAACCUGCCUCAGUGUACUGUUACAACUGUGCAGAGAAAGGCCAUUAUGGAUUUGAAUGCUCAGAGAAGCGAAUGUUUGGAGGAAUGUUUCCUACCUUUCCCUUUAUCUAUUACUAUGAUAAUGAAUAUGAUAUCAAGAGGAGUACUCAGAGAGCAAAGAAAAAAGUGCAAGAACUUCAGGAAGCUGGCCUUCUACCAAAGACUCUAAAAAGACCACAUAAUGACUGUGAUUGGGAAGAGCACAAACAUAAGAAAAACAGGAAAGCUUUGAAGGAACAUGGCAAGAGGGGGGAUAAAUACCAUAAAAACCUGAAGAAAAAGUCUCAUGCAGAUCUGUUCAGAGAAAGGAAGCCUAAGAAGGAAGUUCAGAGCAACCCUAACACAGAAGAGUGCUUUCCUAGAGGUGGCCACAAGAACGCCCAUGAGAGAUGCAGAAGGAAAACUCCUGUGCAUCAAAGCACUGGCUUUCUGACAGAGGGCAGAACUGGAAUUCAUCACAUUUCUAUGGAACCAGGAAAAAGGCAGAAGAAAAAGAAAAAGCAGAGGAGCUACACAAGCAAUAAUUGCAUCAGGGAUGAAAGUCUAUUUCUUAUCAAACAGAAGAAAAAGAAAUCGACACCAAAAGCCAGCUUGAUCUGAGGCGGAGCUUUAUUCCUUCCCCAAGAGGGAGCACAAACCAAUCAAAAUGCGCACUGGGCUGUCACAGCACAGAGCGCAUACCAGUACCAUUCCAUAAGGACAACAUCUUGGUUUGUAGUGACAAGUUAUUUAUGCAUCAGAGUUGCUAGGGGUUUUUACAGUUUCUGUAUCUGGAUGGUAUAUAGGGCUGGGGAUAGGGAGUGACAAGAUGAAAGCAAUUUUAAAAAACAAACAAACACACAUUUCCUCAGUUGCGUACACUCUUUUUAUAAAUCCACAUAUUAAAAUACUUCUGCUUAAUGCAUAUAGUUCAUUAGCAUGCAAACUCUGAAGAAACAUUAGACAAGUUGACAGGUGGCCUGGGUAUGGAUAUGAAAACAAAUGGAGGUAGCCACUUUGCCUGGUCAAUAGGAAGGACAAAAUCAGGCAGCACAAGUGAUUGUGUUUACAGGGCUUAGGGGAGAGAAGCAAUUUCCUGUUUCCUCUGCUGAUAGUUUUGUAAAAUGUAUGGAAUGAAUUUAAGAAACAGGGAGGGAUGUUGUACAAGAAUUGUUUUUUGCAUCCUAAUUUAUUUUCCUGACAAGAAUGUUUCAUGAUGUGGCCGUCUUAUGCUGCAUCCUCUGCCUGAGAUACGAUUCUCUUCAGUUUGUCAUAGACUUAGCACCGUAAUUCGACUUGACAGGCCAGGUAAGUCUUUGUUUAAGUGAGGAAGCUUAAAUUGCAUUGAAGUCCAAUUUUUAAAGAAUAUAAUCAUGUAUGACUUUUUCAUGUUUCUGAGAAAUAAAUUAUUUUAUAAUCCAUUUUAUUAAAGUGAGGUAUUUUUGUACUUUGAAUUGCAAUUCAACUAGUAUGACUAAAAACCAUUGCAAUAUCCAUGGGGAAAGUGACCAUUUUGAUGCCUUCUUUUUUCUUUUUGAAAAUCGUGUACCUAUCAUUUUCCUUCUUUAACACUGUCAACUCAUGUGACCUCCAGCGAGACUUCAGCUUCCCAAACAUGCUGCUUUUUUCACUCUUGUUAAUUUCUAUGUAAAAAGAUGUAUUUUACAUAGAGGAUUGGUUAUUAAACAUUAACCUGUUAUUUU